UCGCGGCCGCCACCGCCGGUCCCGUCCCUGUCUCUCCGCGGCCGCCCUCGCCGCCAGUCCCGGCUGGCUUGUCCCGAACGGUGGCCAUGGUGUUCCAGUGCCAGCGGGACAGCUGGGCCCGGCAGUUCACCACCAGGGUGGUGUCGUGCCGGGCGGCGGAGCUGCGGCCCGAGGGCGGCGGGGAGCCGGUGAGCGGGUUCCAGGUGGUGCUGGAGGACACCAUCCUGUUCCCCGAGGGCGGCGGGCAGCCGGACGAUCGCGGCCUCAUCGGAGAUGUGCCGGUGCUGCGGGUGACUCGCCGGGGCUCCGAGGCCGUGCAUUUCGUGCCGGCCGCGCUGGAACCGGGCGCUGAAGUGCUGCUGUCGCUGGACUGGGAGCGCCGCUUCGACCACAUGCAGCAGCAUUCAGGACAGCAUCUCAUCAGUGCCGUUGCAGAACAGAUGUUUGGAUUCAAGACGACUUCAUGGGAGCUGGGCCGUCAGCGAAGUGUCAUUGAGCUGGACACCCCCUUGGUGACAGCAGAGCAGGUCGAGGCCUUGGAGAAGAGUGUGAACGAGAAAAUCCGGGACAGGGUCCCUGUAACAGUGAGGGAACUGGCUGCAGAUGACCCUGAAGUUGAAACAGUGAGGAGCCGGGGGCUGCCCGAUGACCACGUAGGGCCAGUGCGUGUGGUGGACAUCAAAGGCAUUGACUCCAACCUGUGCUGUGGGACUCAUGUCAGCAACCUGAGUGACCUCCAGGUUAUUAAACUCCUUGGCGUGGAAAAAGGGAAAAAGAACAAAACCAACUUGGUUUUCUUGGCGGGAAACAGAGUGCUGAAGUCAAUUGAACAAAGUCACAGUACUGAGAAGGCUCUAACCUCCCUGCUCAAAAAUGGACCAGGUGAGCACGUAGAGGCUGUGAAGAGACUGCAAAGCUCUGUGAAACUGCUCCAGAAGAAUAAUCUGAACCUUCUUAGAGACAUUGCUGUUUUGAUAGCCCGGGACUUCAAGAAUAAACCUGCUCCAAAGCCACUAUUUGUGUUGCACAGGAAAGAGGGUGAUUCUGAAUUUAUGAACAUCAUUGCUAAUGAGAUUGGGACAGAGGAAACCCUGCUAUUCCUGACUGUGGGAGAUGAAAAAGAAGCAGGACUCUUCCUUCUAGCUGGACCUGUUGAAGCAGUUGAAAAUUUAGGUCCCAGGGUGGCAGAACUGCUGGGUGGGAAAGGAGCUGGGAAGCGCGGCCGCUUCCAGGGCAAGGCAGCCAAGAUGAGCCGGCGAGGAGAAGUGCAAGCUCUGCUCCAGGAAUUCGUUAGCCAUCAAAACCCUGGAGCAUAAGAAACAAUUCUUAAAAUAGGUUUGUCUUCCCUUUGUUUGCAUAGGCACCACUAACUCCCAGAGAAUAAAGACCUGAACCCAA
Molecule: messenger RNA, 1398 nt
Organism: Catharus ustulatus (Swainson's thrush)
Lineage: Eukaryota; Metazoa; Chordata; Aves; Passeriformes; Turdidae
Product: alanyl-tRNA editing protein Aarsd1-like
Exons: 12
Coding region: 87-1316 (409 amino acids)
Biological process (GO): regulation of translational fidelity; alanyl-tRNA aminoacylation
Molecular function (GO): nucleic acid binding; alanine-tRNA ligase activity; ATP binding
Source: RefSeq, a predicted model, not a curated record